AUGGUGAUGCUCCAGAUCCCCUCCCCGCAGGCCGGCCGGCGCCCGCUCCUCUCCGUGGUCGCCGUGGUGUCUAUAGAAGGAGCUCAGCGCCCUACUCCUCUUCGACGGAGGCUUGAGGCGCGGUGCCGGCUUGGUGUUUCUGAGAAAGGGCAAGAUUCCGAGCUAGCCGCCGAGCUCCCUCACGGAGGGGUCAGAGCUCCAGGUGAGCUUGGCCUGGAGAUCCCCGUCUUCGGCUUCAUCGAGCGGGAUCAGGCAUCUGCGGACGACCCCCUCCUUGGAGCUGAACGAGGGGAGCACGGGCCACCACCGAACGCCGCCAGAAGACAACGCCUACGCCGCGAGUUUAUCAAUGUUAAUCUGGUCCUGGCGAAGGGGGACAUGAAGACAGUAUUCGGAGAAGGAGAUGUGGACCCAACCAAACAUGAGGGGAGUUGGAGUCCGUGCAAGACCUGCCCAACACCGGAAACAUUCUCAUCACCGUCGACUUCUGAUGUCCCCUACCGUGUCACUGUCAGGAUGCCCACCCCAAGAUCAUUUAACGGUGAGCCAGCUACAAGUCUACAACAAUGUAGAGAGGAAUUUUUGGGGGCUUGGGGCAGCAGCACACCCAUUUUCGAUAUAUAUUAUUCCUCCCCUUUUGGCAGAAAACAAUACUGGUCUGUUAUUCUGUGCAAGGAUAGGGCCUCUUUGAUCUGAACCAUG
Molecule: messenger RNA, 702 nt
Organism: Lolium rigidum
Lineage: Eukaryota; Viridiplantae; Streptophyta; Magnoliopsida; Poales; Poaceae
Exons: 6
Coding region: 1-696 (231 amino acids)
Source: RefSeq, a predicted model, not a curated record